Messenger RNA from Pelobates cultripes (western spadefoot toad), 10503 nucleotides. The record is from the annotation of a GenBank genome assembly. NCBI's taxonomy places the organism in Eukaryota, Metazoa, Chordata, Amphibia, Anura, Pelobatidae.
AUGGACCAGAACUUCGUAACACUGAAUGAUGAGCAAGUAGUGGCAGCCGACAAGUUCUCCAAUAUAGCGCCAGUGAUGGACGACAAAAUGGCUGGACAGGUAAGGGAGACUUUCCCAUUAACACCUAUUUUACUUGGAAUUUAAUGUUCUGGUAACAUGUAUCCUAAUUGUGGUGUUCUGGGUUGCUACUGAAAGUCACACUCCGAGAUCAUCAGGUGGUAUUUGUAUAAAGCAGCGCUCUGGUUGUUGAUGGCUGUCUUACUCUGUUCUUUCCACACACACUAAAUCUUCUGUUAUAGAAAAAGAAAAAAGACAGAAACCUUUUAUUCUAUUCACUGAACUGUGAAUUGACAUCUGGCUUACAAAUUUUUAAGAGUUGAGAAUAUUAAAACUCAAGCAAAGGUAGAGUGUUUUGUUUUGUUUGUUUUUUUUGUUGUUUUUUUAGGUUAUCUACUUUAAAAUGUGCCACAAAUUUGUAUGUUUACCACAGCUUACUGUUUAAAAGGGGUACUCUAAGCAGCCAUAUACCUUGCUGGUGCUUAAAGGGUUACUCCAACCCCAUAAACCCCAUACAACCUGCUGUAGUGCUUAUGCUGGUAGGAAUACCCUGGCAUUGGUAAUGGGGUAACUGUUUUAUAACAGUUUUCCCUAUUACCUAAUGCCCACCGAGCACUUAGUCUCCUAUCAAGAGUUGCAGAACCCGGAUGCAAAUCCUACCCCUCAUUCAUUGGCUAAUGAUGCCCUAGUGACAUUUGCAGCAUCAAAAAGAUUAAAGGGACACUCCAGGCACCCAGACCACUUCUGCCCAUUGGAGUGGUCUGGGUGCCAACUCCCACCACCCUUAACCCUGCAAGUGUAAUUAUUGCAGUUUUUAUAAACUGCAAUAACUUACCUUGCAGGGUUAGGUCCUCCUCUAGUGGAUGCCUAUCAGACAGUCACUAGAGGGACUUAUGGGUUUUUAAAACCCGAAAAGUGUUUUAAACUACGCUGGACGUCCUCACACUAUGCAUGAGGACCUCCAGCGUCCCCGGAAUACUAUGGGGAGGUCUAAUACACACGUGCGGACAUUGCCGUGCAUACGCAUGACGUCGGCGAGGAGGAGCGUGAGCGGAGCCUGACCCAGCGCCAAGGGACAUAAGCGCUGGAUUCAGGUACGUCACUAAAUGCGGGAGGGAGGAGGGCACUGCAGGGACCUGCAGUGCCAGAAAAACUAAUGUUUUCUGGCACUGGAGAGUCCCUUUAAACUUUAUAUGUGCAGCGAUUCAUAGUGAAAUGCUGCAUAUACAGAUUACCUGCAUCAUGACCACUUUGAAGUGGUUAUGGUGCUUGGAGUAACCCAUUAAUGAAUCCGUUUUGGUGUAUAGAUCAUGCCCCAUGCAAUCUCAUUGCUCAGUUCUCUUCCAUUCAGGAGUUAAAUCACAUUUCCUGGUUUGUUAGUUGAACUUGAUCACACACAAGUGGCUGUUGCAGGCUAUUAACAGAGCAUUAAUUUUAAAUUAAACACAUUGUUUUAGCUUCCCUUAUUGCACAAUGUAAAGUCUCUUUCAGGAAGUGUGUAAGGAGGCUGCGUGAGUCUCAGCCAGGGGAGGUGUGGCCAGGGCUGCAGAAAUAAAGUGAUUUAACUCCUAAAUGGCAGAGAAUUGAGAAGACUGCAGGGGCGUGAUCUAUACACUAAAACUGUUUCAUUAAGCUAAAGUUGUUUUGGUGCUUAGAGUGUCUCUUUAAUGAGUAGACUCAUUGGAAGAGGGUGACAAAAACAGAGGACUGUGUACAAAAAAGUAGUGACAGCCAGUAGAGGGGACUUGAUCACAGAUAUGCCAAGAGUAGUGAAAGCUGGUGACGAAAUGGAAAUAAAGAUAUUGAUUAAAGGGACACUAUAGUCACCUGAACAACUACAGCUUAAUGUAUAAUACAGCUUAUUGUACAGUAUACAGCUUAUUGUAUAAUACAGCAUCUUAUUGUAUAAUACAGCUUAAUGUAGUUGUUCUGGUGAGUAUAAUAGUUCCCUUCAGGCAUUUCAUGCAAACACUGAUUUUUCAGAGUAAAGGUAGUGUUUACAUUGCCCCUAAGUACACCUCCAAGUGGCCACUCCUCAGAUGGCCACUGGAGGUGCUUCCUGGCUCAGGGUUGCACAGUAAGCACCCCUGCCUGCUCUGCAUGGGGACGCUGAAUUUUCCUCAUACAGAUGCAUUGAUUCAAUGCAUCUCUUUAAGGAGGUGCUGAUUGGCCAAAACAGUGUGUGGCCCCGCCCCUUGCCAAUUUUAGCCAACCCGAUUCUUCCCACAUGGGAAAGCAUUGGAUUGGCUAAAAAUCUGCAAUUUUGAUGAUGUCACCAAGGGGACGGGGCCAGCACCGGCAGACCCGUGGAGAGCUGAAAACAAGGUGAGGUUGUGUUUUUUUUUUUUUUUUUUAACCCAUUCUGAGGGGGCAAGCCACUUAAAUGGUGGUUUUUCACUAUAGGGUCAGGAAUACAUGUUUGUUUUCCUGACCCUAUAGUGAUCAUUUAAGAUGCAGGUGAAGAGACAGCAGAGAGAGAUAUAAUCACAAGAAAAUUCAAAGUACUCCUCCUCAGUGGCCAUGUCUCUCUAGGAGGUAGCUUUGUUUUAUCUGCUAAGAUAUUCGUGGUAUUUUGGAUUAGAACUGCCUCCAUGACUGAGACUGAUCUAAGGGCAUAGUUUUCCACUGUAAUAGUGAGCUAAAACCCAUAUGAGACUGUAGCGGAUGGCACUGGGCUGUCCUGCAAAUGUCUUUGAAAUAACUGCAUUCGUGUGAUCUGCUAGUUUUCUAUGUGUUUUAAAAGAAUUGUAUUCCUCUGAUUGUUCGGUAGAAUCAUUCGACUAAACUAAGGGAAUGAAACUACCGAACAAUCAGACCUCCCCUGUGUUAAGUGUGUCCUCAAUCACCUGUUGCAACAUUGUUGCGAACGGGUAAUUGACAAGUUAAGUAGCCGUUCUUUGUUCUCGUGGGUGGCCGCCAUUCGACAAACGAACACGUGGCGGCGGCCAUUUUAAAACUCCCGAACAGCGGUGUUCUGCCGUCGAGUGUCUGGAACUCAAAUCGGACACUCGACUAGGUGAACACCGCUGAAACCUCCACAAGCCCGGUCCGUUCGGUUCCAAACUACCGAACGGCCCCUCGUUCGGUAGAUAGAAAGAACCGAACGAGGGGAUUCAGGCGAACCCUCCCUAGCCUCUAUAGCUAGAGGCUUUCGUGCAGUUUGUUCCCUUAUUCCAGGACCGAUUGCAGGGCCCAUUCGCAUGGAACUGUAUUCGGCUAUUUCAGUCAUUGCGGUCGGUCAUUUUAUUCCCUCCAUAAAUUUCCCGAACCCCAGGUCUGAUCUGGGUGAUUUUUGGAUAUGUUGUUCACCCAGAUCAGGGCUAUCAGGGGAUGUAGGAUUUAAAGGGGUACCCAUACGUUUAGGGGUACAUCCAGAAACGGGGGGAAUUGCUAGACUGGAUAAGGGGAUUAUGAUGCUGGCUGAGGGGAGGAGAUUUGUGGGAGGUUACCAGGACAGGAUUGGCUACUGUAUUAAUGAGUGUAAAUCCCUCCCUUGCAUGGGAGCAUGCUUUAAAAGGCCACUGUGGAUUAAAGCUUUCAGUUCUGCUCCUGAAACUGUGUGUCGUCCAGUUAUUGGGAUUGCUGUGGAUAUUGCUGUUAUUUUACCUGCUGGAAACCUUGCCUGUGGAUUUAUUUACUUGUUCCUGAGCCUCACUUGGAUCAUAAGCGGAGAUAACCUGGGGAAUAUUGCAUCUCCGCUACAGAGACCUCCCAUGUUGGAAGUGUUCACAGGGCAUAUAUUUAAGUGUGAUCUUAGUUUUUGCUUCUUUAAAAAGUAACUCCAAGUUAAACCGAUAAGGUGAUAACCUUAUGUUAACACUAGUGAUGAAGUAAUACUCUUCUGCAAAGUCCAGGUGGUUGGGUAUGGCACAGGGGGGUGUUGGACAGCUUUUUGCUAAGAGUGGAGUCCACUCUUUCUGAUGUGUUGUCUCAUGAUCUCCUUGACUUCUAUGCAAAAGUGACCAUUAUAAGGGACAUGGGGAUUCAAGUGAGUCAAGACACCUGCAUAUUUAAAUUACGAGCAGAGUGGAAUCAAAACGAGUCCCUCUCUCCCACUAUCUGUAUUUAUCCUUUUGAAUAAUGUUACAGAGUUCGUUUUGAGAAACAAAACAAAAAAAGAAAAUCUGCUUGUUGAUUGAUUUGUUAAAAGGAAAAUGUGGACUGAAGUUGUUUGUACUUUAGGGAAAUUCUGAUCUGGAUGAAGAUUGUGUCUCUGAGGAGCAGUCAAAAUGCUUAGAAGAAGAGAAGGGUUGUUACAUGGAUAUUGUGAAAGAGAACUCUCAAGUCGGUAGGUGUCCGGGUUAGAUAUGUACUAAUAGCAAGGUGAAACCUGAGGCAUAAAGAUCUACUAAUACAAUACAUGUCUGACUUAAAGUAGCAAUCUUGCCUUUUCAGUUUAUUAGAGAAAUCAAAUUAACACAAUGAAAACAUAUAUUUGUACGAUAACAUACUUGUCAUUUCUCGUGAUUAGUCGCAAGUGCCUGUGGCAUGGUAUGUCAUUUUGCAGGUCUAUGGAGGAUCCUGUAAGUAGUCUUGCAGGAUCUUCCACAGACUUCCAUUUUGUACGUUUGUUCACGUCCAGAAGAACACUAGUGACCCAGCCUCAUAUGCCAGGAGCUGAAGAUGUAGCUAAACUGGAAUACAAAGGCACAGAGUUUGUGAUUAGCGAGAGAGAGGAUAGCUGUGGGGCCUGUAAGAUGGACAGAUCUGGUUUGUUGGGUGAAAGCAAGAGGUGAGCACAGGGUAUGUGUAUUUUUAUAAAUCCAUCCUGUAAGUUUCCCUCCGGCACCACCUCACCAGAUACAGGACACUUGGGAGGUAUGACUAUUGCAGGGCCUACUUUCUAUAUCCCAUCCUACAUGUCAGCACCAGGACCAAUAGUCUGAAAUUGUCCAAUAAGAAGCUUCUUAUAGAGAAGCCUACGUUCCAUUCUCUUUCAGGUGUCUCUCCUCCCUUCCCUGUGUCAAAGCCUCCCUCCUCCCUCUCUGCUUCCACCCCUCCCUGUGUCAAAGCCUCCCUGCCUCUCCAUGUCAGAGACUCCCUCCCCUCCUCUUCCUCUGUCAAGUCCCCCCUCCCCUCCCUCUGUCAAAUCCUCCCUCCCCUCCCCUAUCUGUGUCAAAGCCUCCCUCAUCUCCCCUGCUGACCUUUAGUUGCUGAUCUGUGGGGUAGAGGAUCUUUAGUUUACUCUACCUGGACUGAUAGGAAGUGAGAACACUUCCUGUCAGUCUGGGUAGAGGAAACUAAAUAUCCUCUACCCCACAUAUCGGCAACUACAAGGUUAGAAGGCAGGGGAGGAGAGGGAGGCUGUGACACAGGGAUGGGAGAAAGGACCGACCCUGCAAGAACUGACAUGCAGGAGGGGAGAGCUUCUCCUGCUGCAGGUCACUGGGCAGUUCUUGCAGCUAACCAAAGAUUUUAAAGGGAUACUCCACAUCCAUACAGCAAUUCAGCAAGCUGCAGUGCUCUGAAUGUUGAGUGGUCAACAGAGCAGGAGCAAAGAGAUUCUAAAUUAAACAGACUGUGCAAUAAAGUUUUAAACCUUAGAUUUGUCUUUUCAGGAAAUGUGCAGGUCACAUGCAGGGAGGUGUGACUAGGGCUAUGUAAACAAAGUUGUUGUUGUUGUUGUUUUUUAUAACUCCUAAAUUGCAAAAUAUUGAGCAGUGGGACUGCAUGAUUUAUACACCAAAACUGCUUCAUUAACCUAAAGGGUGUUUUGCUUAAUGUCCUUUAAAUUACUGACAUCUGAUUAAACGCAAAGAAGACAAAAUUACUUAUUUUCAUACGUAAUUGUAUCUUACUGCCCUUUGCAUUCAAACUAUGCUAAAACACACCAGUCAAAAAUCACCAAUAAUGAUGCUUAAGUUCCCCCGAUGGCUCCUUUCAAAGUGGUAUUUUUAACAAUACUGACCAACAUAUACAAGAGGAUACAGCUAUAAUUCUUAGAAAAUGAAACACAAAAUAUUCUAAUAUUGCUUUAAAAUGAAAAUCGCCUGUUUGUAAGACCACACUCGCAAAAUAAGACCUUCACGAUGUCCACCACUAAUAUACUCAGGGGGCCAGUAAGUCACUGCUUCUACCUGGAAAGUUUUUUUUUAAAAUCAUUUUGUGUUACUAUAGCGGCCACACUUGAGUUCCUGAGGAAGACUUUUUUUAGACAUGGAUGAAACCCCCAGGCCCGUAUUUGUUUUAAAGGGACACUACAUUGGCUAAAAAAGUCACUGUUCGGUAGAUAUUCCCAAAUGAAAACAUACAUGUGUGUAUUCAAUUAUGCAUUUUAUUUUUAUUUUCAUUGGGUGUGUAUCUAAAAACAGCUUGCAAAAGCUGCAGGUCUAUAGUUUGCCGUCUUUGCAAACCCUCCCCUUCUAACCCCACCCAUACUGCCAUCUUUUGAUAUCCUAAUUAUUGGAACCCCAAAUCAGGCUACAGAAUUAGGGGUGCAAUCUACUGGUAAACCAUUAUUGUCAAACUGAUAGAAUACCACAUUAGAGUAAAGAUCUAUAUAGCAUCAGGAUGUCACCUAGAAUUGUGUGUGCGCACAUGUCUGGGGGCUGUAGAAUAUAUAUACAUAUGUGUUUGUGUCAAUAGGUCCUGUAGAGUGUGUUUGUAUCUAGGAGCUGCAGUGUAUGCAUACUUGUAUAGAAGUUGCGUUCUAUGUGUGUAUUAGGAACUGUAGUGUAUCUUUAAAGGUGCUGUAUUUUGUGUGUGUUUUAAUAUAGGGGAUACAAUAUAAGUGUAAGUAGAAGUGGCAUAGUAUGUGUAUAGCAGUUUGUGCAAUGGUUUAGUAGAUAGUGCCCCAAAUGCAGUAAUUGGCUGAGAGUGUCCGCAGCAAGGUAAAGAUAAAGGUACAGCAGAAGCGUAGUCAGGUCAGGCAGCACAGUAUCAUAAACGAAAGACAAGUCAAAUGUCCGAUACAAGAUAAUCAGGAGAGGUACAAUGCAGUGACUGAGCGUAGCAGGGAGCACAGAAUUCUGAGCACAGGUAUAGGGUAUGAGCAGCUUUAAAUAGGAGAAAAUGGACAUACCUCCUUACAUGUCCCACCUACUUCCUGGGUACUUCCACAUUAUCGAAGGGCAUGCCUCUAGGCUGAUGGUUUAGGUCGGGCCUGAAUAGCAAGGUGUGGCUUCUGCUUUCUUUGGUGCAGCAUGGUCCAGCGUUUGGCAGCAAUAAGCGUUAAAGGUUAGUGUUGGGCUGGGUGUGGGCAUGACAUGAGUGUGGAGGGAAGUUUGUCUUUAUGGGUCUAGUGUGUGUGUAUAGGGGGUAUACAGUUAUGUAGGGUUAUAUGUGUCUGUCUAUACACCAACACAAUGGCACAUAUACAGAAACACUGAGGAGCUUGCCAGCAGCACUGUCACUUGCACGGUGGGACCUGCCUGGGUGUCCCAUGAUGAGCUCCAUAGCACUCGAGUUCAGCGUCUGCCUUGGGUGGCUGUAGGUGAUUGACAGCUUGGAGAGAUAGGUAAGUUGGCUGUAUGUGACUGGGAGGUAUGAAGUUUGUGUGCAGGAGGUGUAGGUGUCUUGGAGGUGACUGUAGGUGAGUGAAAGCUUGGGUGUUGGACAGGUGAGUGAGAGCUGGAAGAUGGACAGGGUGAGUGAGAGCUAUGGGGGAUUGGUAGGGUGACUUUAGGUGAGUUAGAGCUGGGGGGAAGUGUAGGGUGACUAGGUGAGUGAGAACUGGGGGUGGGGGGGCGGGUAUAGUGACUAGGUGAGUGAGAGCUGAGGGUAUGUGCAGGGUGAUGGUAAGUGAUGGGCUUGCUAACUUACCAUUCAGGUGAGUUGGAGGACACAGAGAUAUUUCAUGUUGUGAUGGGUGGACCUGGCUUGCAGCAUGAGGCUCUUCACAUGCGCUGUGUGAUCUCUGUACAAUGUACGGGCUGUGCAGCAUGGAAACUGGUGACAGGUGAGUGAGCAUGGCAACUGCACACUCUGGAGCUAAUCACACUGAAGAGGUGGCCUACUAGGUGGAUGUAGUGGGUUUUUUUUGGGGGGAUGGGGUUAUUGACGUUAUGAGUCUAGUGUGUGUGUGUGUGUGAGAGUCUAGUGUAUGUUUAUAGGGGUAUACAGUUAUGCAGGAUUGCUUUCUAAAGCAGCCCCUCACUGCCCAAUCCCCUGCAGUCAUACACAGCAGCAACUGUAAUGAAAAACGCUAUAUGGAGCCCUUUGACUCCAGAAUAUUGCUCCAUAUAUGUUGUGAGCUAAGGCAAUUUUAUCUGGUAAUAAAAAUGUUCUAAAUGCCAAUCUCCAUUGAAGUAGAUAUGGUCGAGGCUGGUGUUAUAUUCCUACUAUUUUUUGUUUUCAGUUUCUAGAUAUAGCAGCUGUAUCCUCUAUACCAGGGGUUCCCUCUAUACUGCAACUGCUGACUACCUCUUUCUUUAAUAACACUAAAUGUAAGCAUGUAUAGGUUAAAUUAAAUCGAUCAACAUAUUUUGUCUUAUUCCUGUUGUUUUUAGAGAUCACCACAACUUCUUUUGAAAGUUAAGAAAAAAAAGUCUCAUUGUGACCUUCUAUCCUACAGAUGGAUCGUUGGACAGUUGUAAAACGGAAGGCUUUCCUAUCUCUGUUGCUGCAUUAAACUGUCUACAUGAAAAUAAAAAUGUUUCUGGAAUUAAUCAAGCGUUAAAAUGCACUGGCCUUAAUAAAUCAAGGAAAAAACAGGGUGGAAGUAUGGGAAAAGAGUUGCCCUUAUGUGAAGGUUAUCUCAUGGACACAGAAAGUCACCCACACAUGGACCAUACACAGACAGAAUCUGUAUCUCCUAUAAAGAAGGAAUCAGACUCCUGGCAAACAGGAAAUCUAACAGACACAUAUACACCCACAGAACAUAAACAGACAGAGUAUCGAUCUACUGCCAUUAAGGAGGAACCAGCCUUGUCUGAAGAGGGGAAUAUCAUAUAUAAUGACAUGAAUGGACUUACAGAUUAUAAAAUUAUUUGUAUUAAGGAAGAAUUGCCCUCAUGUGACAGUUAUACACCCACAGAACAUACAUCUACACUCUUGAAGAAAGAAUCUUCCUCACCUGAAGAUGAAACUCUCAUGGACCUUACCACGGGUGGAGUUACAGACUAUACAGUUAUUCAGAUUAAGGAGGAAUCAGCAGCGUGUGAAGAAAAUCUUCCAAAUGCCAACAUUCACACUACUAAAAAACAUUCACCUUUAAAAUGUGUGUUUAGCAGACAUAAAGGUCCAAGUACAACAAAGAAGAAAGUAUCUAAUAAAAAACAAGCAAAUGAUAAAAUUCAGGAACAGAUGCAACUGGUAGAGGGAAUAUUUAACUGCAUGGAGUGCCAGGAACACUUUACUACUCAAUCAGCACUUGUUAAACAUCAGCGCAUUCACAUAAGGGAAAAAAGGUUUACUUGUCCUGAUUGUGGCAAACGCUUUACUGCUAAAUCACUAUACGAUGCACACCAAAGAAGUCACACUGGAGAAAAACCAUUCUCUUGUCUUGCAUGUGGGAAAUGCUUUACCAGUAAGUCAAGUCUUGUCAAACAUCACAAUAUUCACACAGGAGAGAAGCCAUUUUCCUGUUCUGUUUGUGGAAAACAGUUUAGUCAAAAGUCCAGUCUUACGUCACAUAAUAGAAUUCACACUGGAGAAAAACCUUACUCCUGUGCAGUGUGUGGGAAACGUUUUACCGAUAAGUCAGGUUUUGUGUACCAUCAAACCAUUCACACUACAGAGAAACCCCUUUCCUGUUCUGAAUGUGGGAAAAGGUUUAUUAGGAAAUCCCAUUUUAUAAUACACCAAAGGAGUCACACAGGAGAGAAGCCAUUCUUAUGCUUGGAGUGCGGGAAAUGCUUUGUUAUGAAGUCGAGCCUUGUCAAACAUCAGAUCAUUCAUACAGGGGAAAAACCGUUCUCAUGCAUACACUGUGAGAGGAAUUUUAAUCAAAAAUCACAUCUCAUUGCUCAUCAGAGGAUUCACACAGAUGACAGACCUUUUUCAUGUUCUGAAUGCGGGAAAGGUUUUACUAGUAAAUCAGGGCUUGUGCAACAUAAGCAAAUCCACAAAUCACAGAAACCAUACCCCUGCUCUGAAUGCAGUCACAGUUUUAGUGCAAAGUCACAAUUACUUGCACAUCACCGGAUUCACACAGGAGAAAAACCGUUCUCCUGUUCCGUGUGCAGGAAAAGUUAUAUAUUUCAGUCAAGUCUUGUCCAGCAUCAAAAGACUCACACUGGUGAGAAGCCGUUCUCGUGUCCUGAAUGCGGAAAAAGUUUUACUUUUAAAUCGGUUCUUGUUCAGCACCAGAGUAUUCACACCGGAGAGAAACCAUUCUCGUGUUCUGAAUGUGAAAAAAGUUUUACCCAAAAAUCCCAUCUUGUCUCACAUCUGAGGACUCACACUGGGGAGAAGCCUUAUUUUUGUACUAAAUGUGGAUACAGCUUUGCUGCUAAGACAAGUCUUGUUACACAUCUAAAGAUUCAUGAACAAGAACACACUGACUAA